This is a messenger RNA of Harmonia axyridis, 6112 nucleotides long. RefSeq names its product endoribonuclease Dicer (gene Dcr-2). NCBI's taxonomy places the organism in Eukaryota, Metazoa, Arthropoda, Insecta, Coleoptera, Coccinellidae. The record is from RefSeq and is a predicted model, not a curated record. Gene Ontology annotation, molecular function: RNA binding; ribonuclease III activity; protein binding. The transcript has 16 exons. Bases 120 to 4946 code for a protein of 1608 amino acids. Gene Ontology annotation, cellular component: nucleus; cytoplasm; RISC complex. Gene Ontology annotation, biological process: pre-miRNA processing; rRNA processing; apoptotic DNA fragmentation.
GGGUAAGUCCCCUUCUUUGAAAACAAACAAGAAUUCAUCAAAGAUUAAGAUUAAACUUUUUCCGGUACUUUUUAAUCAUAUUUAAGUAGUUAGUAAAAACUUGAAUAAAUAGUUUCCAAAUGUGUACUCUUGAAGAAAACGAUAUGGAAACAGAAGGGGAGUUGAUCCCCAGAAAUUACCAGGAGGCAAUCUACCAAGAGUGCCUCAAAGACAAUACCAUAAUUUUUCUACCCACUGGUGCUGGAAAGACCUUCAUUGCUAUAAUGGUAUUAAAAAAUAUGGGUGGUGAUUUGCUUGGUAAUCAGCACAAGGUAUCCAUAAUUUUGGUCAAUACGGUUGCUUUAGUGGACCAGCAUGUGAGAUAUAUCAAAAAACACACUCCUUUCCAAUGCGGGGGGUAUUCGGGUGAAAUGAAUGUAGAUUUCUGGUCUUUUGAAAUGUGGACAAAAGAAUUUCAGUCAAAUCAAGUUCUGGUGAUGACAAGCGAAAUAUUAGCAGGAAUAGUCAGAGGAAAUAUGGUUGAUAUGGCAAAUGUGAAUCUCCUCAUUUUUGACGAAUGUCAUCAUGCAGUUAAUGACCAUUCAAUGAGAAUUCUGAUGAAGUACUUCAGUGGAUUAACAAACCCACCUAGAGUUUUAGGGUUGACGGCUACAUUAUUGAAUAGAAAUUGCAAGACUCAUAAGGUUAUGGAAGAGGUGAGGGAGUUGGAGAAAACUUUCAACAGUAAAAUAGCUACAGUUGAGGGUCUGGAUUUAGUAGUUGGAUAUGCUACUAAUCCGAAAGAAUUUAGGCCUAUAUUCACUCCUCCUACCGCUUCAGAAGUUGAAUUAUCUUGUUUGGACUUGCUUGAUUAUCAAAUGUCUGUAAUGGAAGUGUUGAAUUUCAUUACUAAAAAAAAAGUGCAAAAUACAGAUUUGAAUAAUCUAGAACCCUCUGAUGGCGGUAGAAAGGUGUUGGUGAAUUUAAUGAAAGAUGUUAAAAUACAUUUAGAUAUGUUUGGAAUUUAUGGUGGAAUAAUUGGUAUGUAUGUUGGAAAUAUAACGUUGCAGAGGUACUUGUUCAAUUGCAGCGAUGCGAAUUAUCGUUAUGCCAUCAAGGCCAUAAUGUCGUGCUUAGGGGAGUGCAUUAAUCGCCUCAAAUUUGCAAUGAAAGACUGCGCGGAUGAGAAAGAACGAAUUUUCACGUUUUCAAGCGAUAAAGUAUUGAAAUUGUUCGAGAUCCUCAGGAAGUUCAAGGAAAGCUCAGAGGAAGAGCUUUGCGGUUUGAUUUUCGUAGAGAGGAGAUCAACUGCUAAAGUACUCCACCACGUCUUGAAAGCUCUGAGCGAGAACGAUCCGAAUUUCAAUUAUAUUAAAUCGGAUUUCAUUGUUGGUGCGAACAAUGUUGCUUCUCUAAGUUUAGAGAAUUUAUAUGUUGCAAAAAAGAAUAAGGAAGUGAUCAAUCGGUUUACCAAUAAAGAAACCAACCUACUCUGCACAUCUCAAGUGUUGGAGGAGGGUAUCGAUAUACCUAAAUGCUCGAUGGUGUGCAAGUUUGACGUUCCCAAGGAUUAUAGAUCUUAUAUCCAGUCCAAAGGACGGGCGAGGCAUAAGAAGAGUCACUAUUACAUUUUGGUCCCUAGAAAUGAGUUACAGAAAUUUGGUGAAAAAUAUAGAGAAUACCAAGUGAUAGAGCAAACUUUGAAUGAAUAUCUGAUUGGGAAAAAUGACGAGAGAGAGAAACCAUCACAAGAGGAAAUCGAUGAAAUGUACAGCAACGAUCUGCUCAAACCUUUUUAUGUCGAUGGUCCUGGAUCAGCAUGUAUCGAUCCGGUUUCUUCCAUUUCACUCCUUAGCCGUUACUGUCAAACACUCCAGUGCAAUCGUUACACUCAAUAUGCUCCUGAAUGGUAUUACAAGAUUGAACAGAAAGGUGUUGUUGUCACAGUGUGUUUGCCUACCGUAUGCCCUUUACGAGAUGAGGUCAAGGGCGUGGCUAUGAGAAAUAAAAGAAUGGCGAAAAGGGCAGCGGCCUAUGAAGCUUGCAUCAAGUUGUACUUCUUAGGUGAACUGAACGAGUUUUUGUUACCCAAGCCGAGGGUUUUGCUAGAGACAGAUGUUUCUCACUUGUUUGAACAUCAUCCUAAGCAUAAGGAGAUUGAUGCCGGAUUGAAAAAGAUGCGUCUACACGAUUUAGAGUAUCCGGAAGCUAUUUCUGGAAAAAUAGAAGAUGGUCAGAACGUCUACCUACACAUAAUGAACUUUGAACCUCUCUUUACCAUAAUGGAAGACGAAACGAAAUUUUACAAUACAAAUCUCACUUAUGGUUUUAUCACUCCAAAUUUACUGCCAGAUACCUGCUCCUCUCCCAUUUUUGUCAAAAGCGGUACCAUCGUUGUUUCUAUAUUGAACAACGUGAAGACCAUUACCUUAUCCAAGGCACAAGUAGCUGCCGUUAAGCAGUUUCACUUCGUAAUAUUCAAUGAUGUUCUAAAUGUACUCAACAAUUGUUUUAUGCUGGAUCAUUCUGACGAGGCAGAAUCUUUGUUCUUGGUUCCUGCGAGAAAAGACACAUUGGACAUCGAUUAUGAGGUUUUAGAGAAAAAUACGGAAAUGGUGUGCCAGGAAUGCAUAGAUGACACAGAUAAGUCCAACCUGGUGGUGGAUUCGGAUAACUUUCUACAUAAGAUCGUUUAUCCUCCUUACAGGAUAGAUUUUCCGAAUUACCUGGUACUUGCCGUUUGUGAAAAUAUGAACCCACACUCAGCUUUUCCCAAUGAAACCUACAAAGACUUUUUCGAAUAUUAUGACAAGAAAUACAGUACUAAAAUUAUAGUCGAGUCGCAACCCUUGCUUUCGGUCAGAAGUUUGUCCAAAAGUAUGAAUUUAUACAGGCCGGUCGGUUUGGAGAAGAAAAGGAAAUGGGAUGAAAACUUUUCGAGGGAUAACAAGGAGUAUUUGAUACCGGAAAUGUGUGGAAAACGAGAAUUUCCUGCUGAACUUUGGAUACAAGGUAGAUUCAUUCCUUGCGUUCUCUACCGACUGAUAUUCAUGUUGCGGGUCGAAUCUCUAUGGCAAAAAAUCGGAAGAGAAUGCGGAUUCAAAAUGAAAGAACAGGAUAUGAAGCCUUUAAAGUUGAACCUCAACCUUAUCAAAUACAAACCGUUCUUGGAUGAGAAUUCCAAGGAAAAAAUAGUCGUUAAGAGGUACGAAGAAUCCGAAAGGGUGGAGGCUUUGCCCACUCCUUUGAUGGGUACCUCGGAAGACAGUAUCACAUUGGAUGUUCUUGACGAGUCUAGAUAUCCCUGGAAGGAUUUGGACGAACCGAAAGACAUCGAACGUAUGCUGGAUGUGACGACUCUUGAUGUUUUCGCAUAUUGCAAAUUCAUCAGUAGUACAAUAACGCACGAACAGAGGAAAGUGGUCUUCAGUCCCAAAAAAUUUCCCGCCUUAACUUAUGUCAAAGAAUAUGAAUAUAAGAAUAUCGAAAUGCUCUUUUUACCGAAUUCAGGUAUUGUAGAGCUGGCUGAUAUGUACGAAGCCAUGACAACUCCCAAAGCUAACGAUAUCGUUAACUUGGAGCGUUUGGAAACUCUUGGUGAUUCGUUUUUGAAAUUCAUAACCUCUCAGUAUAUAAGCGUCCGAUUCCCCCACUUUGACGAGGGCAGGGCUACUCUGUUGAAGGGCAGAAUAAUCAGCAAUAAGAAUCUGUACUAUUUGGCAGAGAAACACAAUAUGGGGGGCAUCAUGAGAAACAAGGAUCUUCGUUUGAAAAACGGCUGGAUACCCCCUGGUUUCUGCAUUCCGGAAAAGAUCAGAUUGGAUAUUUGUGAUAAGGUUGUUUCAUGGAAAAUACUGAACUCCUUCAAUUUCACAACGGAGGAAAUGAUAUCGGGUGACCUUCGUAUGGAAGAAUUCACGGUGGAAGUGAAUGAGUAUAACGAGGAUGUCACAGAGGAUUCUUUCAAUGACACGGAUCACUAUUUGAGGAAGCAAUUUAUAAAGGAUAAGUGUGUAGCAGAUGCUGUUGAAGCUAUAUUGGGGACUUAUCUUCUCAAUACUGGAAUUGAUGGUUGUCUGAAGGUGGUGCAAUGGAUGGGUAUAAUUCCACCAUCAGAGAAAAUCCACGAAUUGCUGUUACCCCCAGUACCAUCAGCAAAAUUGAGACCAGAAGUCACAUUGGAUGAAAUCAAACACCACCUGCCUCUUUACCAAGAUAUCGAGACAAUCCUGGGUUACACGUUCAAAGACAAAUCGUUCCUUCUUCAAGCCUUCACGCAUGCUUCCUACACCCCCAACAGGGUGACCCUAAGCUACGAGAAACUGGAGUUUUUGGGCGACGCCGUAUUGGACUUUUUGAUCACCUGUUUCAUCUUUGAAAAUUUCGACGAUCUGACCCCCGGAGACCUCACAGAUCUGCGAUCGGCCCUGGUCAACAACAAUACAUUCGCGAGUUUCAUCGUCAGGCUGGGCCUGCACAAAUACCUGCUCCUGUUGAAUUCGAAACUGCAGUAUCAUAUAGAUAAAUUCGUGGACUUCUUUAGUGUUAAGAAAAAUUUCGUGAUAGACGAUGAAGUUCUUAUCCUAUUGGAAGAGGAGGAUUUGAAGCUUGCUGAAUAUGUCGACGUGCCAAAGGUUCUUGGAGAUUUGUUUGAGGCAUUAGCAGCAGCAAUAUAUAUGGACAGCGGAUAUUGCCUCCAAACGGUUUGGAAAGUGUUCUAUCGUAUUAUGUGGAAAGAGAUCAAUUUAUUCAGUUCUAACAUUCCAAAGAAUGCUGUCAGGAUGUUGCAUGAGAAAGAUGGGACUUAUCCAGAAUUUGACAAAGCUAAGGAGACAGGAGAUGGAUCGGUAAUGGUGAGACUGAAUUUCCUUGCAGAAGGAAGGCCCAAAUACGUUUAUGGUUUUGGAUCCAACAAAACAUUGGCAAAGAAAGCGGCGGCUAAAAUUGCUUUGAGGAAUUUGCAAUAAAUUGCAGAAUCCUCAAGGUACCUCUAUUCAUAUAAAUCUGUUGAAAUUCAAACACCUCAGCAUUUUCAAACAAAGAGAUAUCUUGCUUUGAGGAUUCUGCAAUUCAUUGCAGAAUCCUCAAAGCAAGAUAUCUCUUCGUUUUUUUCGUUUUUUAUUAUUUUUAUUAUCAAAAAUAUCUCGACUCGAUUGCGACAUAAAUUGAAUUUCAAACGAAGAGAUAUCUUGCUUUGAGGAUUCUGCAAUUCAUUGCAAAAUUCUCAAAGCAAGAUAUCUCUUCGUUUGAAAUUCAAUUUAUGUCGCAAUCGAGUCGAGAUAUUUUUGAUAAUAAUAAUAAUAAAAAACGAAGAGAUAUCUUGCUUUGAGGAUUCUGCAAUUCAUUGCAGAAUUCUCAAAGCAAGAUAUCUCCUCGUUUGGAUAUUCAAUUUAUGUCGCAAUCGAGUCGAGAUAUUUUUGAUAAUAAUAAUAAGGCAGCCUUGUGUCUAAUAAAUAAAUACACGACUUAACAUUGUGAAACGUUGAAAAGAAAUGGUGGCAAUAUAUAAUAAUAACUAUCAUAUGUCUGAUUUAUAUGUCUAAGAGAUAAUGGUGUAUCCACCUCUUAAAUUUUCCUCUUGAUGUACUGUGAUCAAUUACAAUAAUUUUCUAUUUAUAGGAAUCCAAGUUGGAUAUAUAAUUUAUUAUUAUAUUUCGUGGAUAAGAGGAUAUUUUUUUUAUGGAUACACCAAACCAAAGCAUUUUUUUUUAUUUUGUGGGAUCAACAAUAGAUUUAAGGCAAUACUAGGUUUGAUUACUUUUGAUCAACCACCAUAUGCCCCUGAUAUGGCCUUGGGCAACUUUUUUCUCCUUCUAAAAUUAGUAUAUUUUAUGUAUUACCAAAAAUCGCUUUUGAUUGUUUUUGUCAUAUAGGAGAAGAACUGAUUAUAUUCUUUAAGAUGGGUAAGAAAAUUUCACGAUGAACAAAAUGGUUCUAUACAAAUAUUACAUAUUUUCAAGCCCGGAAGUUUCUGUAUAUUUGCAUUGAAUUGAAUAACACUCUCAAUCGGUUUAUAUAUUUUUUUUAAUUAGAGAAUUAGGGAUAAAACAACAUUUAUAUGUUUAUAUGAUUUUGAAUAUGUAUAUUGUUAUAUGUUCAUAGAUUGUAUGAAUAAAGUAUAAAUGAUCUGGUU